AUGAGACAGUUCACAGAGGGCAAAGAAAUUAUAAGGCCAGGAGUAACCAAAUUUGCUUCAGCAUUUCUUACUUUGAACAGCAUUCUAGAGAAGAAGGAUGAGCUAAGGAAGAUGGUGGUUCAUAGCAAAUGGGACACAUUAAGAGAAGUGAAGUCAAAAAAAGGAAAAGAUGCAACAGCAACAAUGAUGAAUCCAGAUUUUUGGAAAGCUGUGAAGAUGUGCUUAAAGGUUUUUGAGCCUCUAGUAAAAGUUCUUCGUUUGGUUUAUGGGGAUGUGAAACCAUCUAUGGGUUUCUUGUUUGGAGAAUUAGUGAAGGCAAAGAGAGAGAUCAAGCAGGCCUAUGGCAAUGUGGAGUCUCGCUACAAAGAUGUCAUGGAUAUUAUUGAGAAGAAGAUGAAAGGCCGACUUGAUUCUCCAUUGCAUGUGAGUGCAUACUUGUUGAAUCCAUAUUACAGUUAUUCUGACAAUUCAAUCUUUGAUGAUGGGACAAUAACAGAAGGGUUUAUCACUUAUGUUGAGACCUUCUAUCAUGAUGAUGAGGACAAACAAGAUCAGGCUGUAAACAUUGAAUUAAGGAAAUUUCAGAAUAGAGAAGGUCCUUUCUCAAAAAAACUUGCUAGGACUUCUCAUAACUUCGAUUAUAACCUAGGUAACUUAGUUCUGCACAUCAGCCCCUUGAAUAAUUAG
Striga hermonthica is the source of this 687-nucleotide messenger RNA. Lineage: Eukaryota; Viridiplantae; Streptophyta; Magnoliopsida; Lamiales; Orobanchaceae. The record is from the annotation of a GenBank genome assembly.